AUGAGCACCAAUGAAAAUAACAGUGAAGUGGCCGUCGACAAGGUCGGUGAUGAGAAGGGUGACGCUAAAAGUGACCUAAAAGGAGCCAAAAGGGCAGCAGAGGAAAAAGUGACGGAAGCGAAAAAGGCGCGAAAGGAAGAAAACGGCGGCGGUGGAGAUGACGAGCCUCACAGUGACGAAGAAGACCUAGAAGGAGAAGGCGAAGAAGACGACGAUGAAGAAGUAGAAGGAGAAGAGGACGAUGAAGAAAUUAUUGGAGAAGGAGAAGAGGAUGAUCUCGAAGGCGAAGAGGAGGACGUCGAAGAGGAGAUGCUCGACGAAGAGGAGGAGGACGCGUAA
This is a messenger RNA of Arctia plantaginis, 339 nucleotides long. The record is from the annotation of a GenBank genome assembly. Lineage: Eukaryota; Metazoa; Arthropoda; Insecta; Lepidoptera; Erebidae.